Cucurbita moschata (crookneck pumpkin) is the source of this 669-nucleotide messenger RNA. RefSeq lists its product as uncharacterized. NCBI's taxonomy places the organism in Eukaryota, Viridiplantae, Streptophyta, Magnoliopsida, Cucurbitales, Cucurbitaceae. Bases 1 to 669 code for a protein of 222 amino acids. The transcript has a single exon. The record is from RefSeq and is a predicted model, not a curated record.
AUGGGUGGUCUCCAGUCCUCUGUUAGAGCCAAGAGGCUUUGGAAUGUUCUCAAGGUAACGCUUAUUCUAAUGGCAAGAAAGGGUCUGAUCUCAAAGAGAAGGUUCAUCAUGGACAUGAAUUUGAUGGUGAAGAGAGGUAAGCUGUUCAGAAAAUCUUUCACCAGCUACUUCAUGUUCCAUCACCACCACCAUGGCUCCAAUGCUGGAGAUAUGACGUGUGGCGGUUUCGGCAUACAGGACUACGAGUUUUCCUGCAGCAACACUCCCAUUAAUACUGUUUUUUCCCACAUGUCAAAGCGCAGUGCCAAAUACCACGCUUACUUCCCCUGUAUCAACCUUCCUGUGGAGAUGGAAACAAAGCAACAAGAAGAAGAAGAAGAAGAAGAAGAAGGUUCAGACCCAGAAGCCAGGGCGGCGUUUACUUUACUACCCAUGACUCCUGAGAACACAGUAAAUCACUUGCAGUAUAAUGCUUUAAGUCCUGCAAUGGAGGGGGCAAGCCCACUCGUUUCCCCGUUCAACGUACGGAUAUCCAACUAUUCGUCUGAGGAAGAAAAUGAAAUUAGCAGUGAAAGUGGACAAGUAGAUAAUCAGGCUGAGGAAUUCAUUAGAAGGUUCUAUGAACAGCUGAGGACGCAACGACGCCUGCAACGACUGCAAUAUAGUUAA